AUGGCAGAUAUAGAACGUUUCCUUUGCUGUACCCAUCCUGCCGCGCUGUGGGUCAACCAAGAAUCUCGAGCAUGCUGUCUAAAGUCCUUUGUUCGCAUCGAGAACACGAGACUGGAUAGUUCAGGGUUCUUUAUCAACCUUCGCGACGACACUCUGCGACUUGGUCAAGACGACGGCCGAAAAACCAUAACUAAGCUCAAAACAUGCUAUGGAGACCAGCUGCGUCAGAUCCAGAAUAUGAUACUUUGCGAGGAUGACUUCGAGAAACAGUUGAAGUAUUUGGUCGCUUUCAGCGGUCUUAAGCUGCUCCAGGUUAUGCUUGAAAAUUACGAGAACAUCAACGAGCCAACAACUGUUGCAGAGUAUCACGAGGCCGCAAAAAGGUUGAGAACGGAAAUCGACGCUACAGUCGAGGAAUAG
Colletotrichum truncatum is the source of this 420-nucleotide messenger RNA. Lineage: Eukaryota; Fungi; Ascomycota; Sordariomycetes; Glomerellales; Glomerellaceae. The record is from RefSeq and is a predicted model, not a curated record.